Molecule: messenger RNA, 1794 nt
Organism: Coccomyxa subellipsoidea C-169
Lineage: Eukaryota; Viridiplantae; Chlorophyta; Trebouxiophyceae; Coccomyxaceae
Product: sulfate permease
Exons: 12
Coding region: 43-1794 (583 amino acids)
Biological process (GO): transmembrane transport
Cellular component (GO): membrane
Source: RefSeq, a predicted model, not a curated record
AAGACAUAUGGAUUCCUCGACUGGUUCACGGUCGUGCUCCCCAUGGUGGGCUGGCUGCGCACCUACAAGAUCAAGCAGUACUUGCUGCCUGAUAUUCUUGCCGGAGCAUCGGUGGCGGCACUAGUGGUCCCGCAGGGCAUGUCCUAUGCCGGCCUCGCAGGUCUGCCCGCAGUUUAUGGGCUUUACGGCGCCUUUGUCCCAGUUCUGUGUUACGCCGCUCUCGGCAGCUCCCGCCACCUGGCUGUGGGGCCGGUGGCUGUGACUUCGCUGCUGCUGGGAUCUGGCAUUCCUAACAUCAUCGAUGCGCCUAUUCAGGACAAUCCCAACAACCCCAGGAACCAGCAUGCGCAGGAUGUGUACAACCAUGCUGCCAUCCAGGUGGCGUUCCUGGCUGGCUGCCUGUACACAGCGGUAGGCAUCCUGGAGCUGGGCUGGCUGACUAACUUCCUGUCACACUCAGUCAUCUCCGGCUUCAUGUCCGGCGCUUCUGUCAUCAUCGCUCUCUCACAGCUGCCGCAGAUCAGUUUCCCCCGCCACGACCCGGUGCAGGAGCAGCUGAAGGACCUCUUUGGCCCCACCUGGACUCCCUACUGGCAGUGGCGCGAGUUCCUCAUGGGCGCCUGCUGGCUCAUCCUCCUGUUCACCAUGAAGGAGGUCGGCAAGCGCAACAAGAGGCUGGUGUACGUGCGCGCGGCUGGCCCGCUGACGGUGACCGUGCUGUCCAUCGCAAUCUCCAACAUCUUCAAACUGUACCAGGCCCCCUACAACAUCAAGACCGUCGGCGUUGUCCCUGCGGGCCUGCCGCACCAGACGGUGACGUGGUGGUUCCCCUUCCACGACAUUGGUCGCUUUAUUGGGCUGGCCAUCAAGGUGUGCGCCAUCGACGUGCUCGAGUCCAUCUCCAUCGCGAAAGCGCUGGCGUACCGCAACCAGUACGAGCUCAACGCGACGCAGGAGCUGCGCGGCCUGGGCCUGGCAAACCUGGUGGGAGCGGCUUUCAAUUGCUACACCACAACCGGCUCAUUCUCCCGCUCCGCAAUCAUGAACGAUGUCGGGGCGAAGACCCAGCUGGCAGGCAUCACCUCAGGUGUGAUUGUGAUGAUCGUGCUGCUGUGCCUGACGCCGGUCUUCCGCAACAUGCCCCAGAACGCGCAGGGCGCCGUCAUCAUAGCAGCCGUCGUCGGCCUGUUCAACUACGAGGAGUGGUGGUUCCUGCUCAGGGUGAACUUUUUGGACUGGGUGGUGUUCAACGUGGCGCUACUGACCACGAUGUUUGCUGGAGUCGACCUGGGCUUGGGCAUCUCCAUCGGCCUCUCCAUCGUGCUGGCGCUCUACAAGUCCGCCUUCCCCAAGACCUCUGUGCUGGGCCAGCUGCCCGAGACCAGUGUCUUCAGGAACGUGAAGCAGUACCCUGAGGCGAGAGAGGUUGAGGGAAUGCUCUUACUGCGUGUGGACGCUCCGCUGUACUUCGCGAAUGUCAACCCGGUGAAGGACGCUCUGUACAAGUAUGAGCGGCGUGCCAAGGAGAUAGCGGCCGCCCAGGGGCGUUCCCUGCACUUCAUCAUCAUCGACCUGUCCCCUGUCAACGACAUCGACGCCUCCGCCGUCCACUUCUUCAAGGAUUGGGUGAUCAGUCACAAGCGUGCGGGCAUCCAGCCGGUGAUCAGCAACCCCUCGCGCCAGAUCAUGCGGCUGCUGGAGAAGGCCCACAUCCCGGAGAUCAUCGGCGAAGAGUACAUCACCGUCCGCAUGGCAGACGCCGUGGCUGUGUGCCAGGUGCGCUCGACUUCCUGA